CUCGCGUCCUGUAUCUAUGGAGACGUCAGUAUGGCGGCAGUAUGAGUUCUGAACGUUGGAGCCCAGCGAGAGAACUUGCAUUUCUUGGAUCCCGUCUGGAUCACCCACUUUAUGGUUGAAGUUCCAGACUCCUGUGUGGACCUGGUAGGAAUUUCUGACUUGGCUAGAUGCUCAUCGCACACUCAUGCCACACUACGAGGCCCAGGGAGAGCGGAGACUGCACCGUGAAUACCGUGAACGAUGGGUCCUGCCUGAGCGCCAGCACAUUGGCAAGUAGCAGUGUCACUACCCAGCUUUCAAGUCCCCUGACCAGAAAAAUAUGUGUCGCCAAGAAGCAAAAUGAUGUGAAGAAGAGGGUGCUCUGGGGCAUCGAGGUCACUGAGGAGCUUCACUGGAAAGGCUGGGAGCUGGGCAAGGAGAUCACGAGGAACCUGGUUCUGAAAAACCUCUCCUUGAAGAUCCAGAAGAUAAAGUACAGGCCUCCCAAGACCAAGUUCUUCUUCACCAUGGUUCCUCAGCCCAUCUUCCUGAGCCCAGGCAUAACCCUCACACUUCCCAUCAUCUUCCGACCUCUGGAAGAGAAGGAAUACACGGACCAGCUGUGGUUUGAGAAAGAAGAAGGGGUAUUCUACGUGUCCCUGAAGGCCACCUUGCCUUGCCACAUGCUAGACUGCCCAUCUUCCCUGCAACUGCCCAUAUGUGCCAUCGGAGACACAGUGGAGACUUGGUUCUGUCUGAACAAUGUGGGGGACCUGCCCACCUUCUUCACCUGGGAAGUCCCAACCCCAUUCCAGAUACUUCCCACUACGGGGAUGCUGGAGCCAGGCCUGGGUUGUAAGAUCAAAGUGACCUUUGAGCCCCGCAUAGCUGUCAUCCAUGAUGUUGAGGCAUUGUGCUGGUACGGAAAGGGCGCCAGACAGAAGAACAGCAUCCAGAUACAGGCUGCAGCUAAAUGUACGCAGCUGCUGGUGAGCAUAAAGCACAAGCAGCCAAAGGACCAGGACACAGAGGGCUUCCAGAAGGUGUUACACUUCGGCUCUGUCGCCGUGGGCUGCACCAUGGAGCGGCAGAUCAGGCUGUACAAUCCGUCUGUGGUUAACGCCCCCUUCAAGAUUGAAAUGUCUGAGGACAUGCUGACCAAAGACCAUACCUUCUCAUGCUCCAUAAGCCAAGGUAUCGUGCCCGCAGGAGAGAAGAAAUGCCUGUCAGUGUUCUUCCACCCCAAGACCUUGGACAGCAGAGCCAUAGACUACUUCUCCAUUGUGCCUUCUGGUUGUGCCUCCCAAACUCUGCUCCAAGUCGUUGGUUUCUGUAAAGGUCCUGAUGUGUCCCUGCAGCAUUACUGCAUCAACUUCAACUGGGUCCGGCUCGGGGAGCGCUCGGAGCAGACCCUGUGGAUUGAGAACAAGUCGGACUGCAUAGCUCACUUCCAGUUUGACAUUGACUGCCAGGAGAGUGUCUUCAACAUCAGGCCCGCCUUUGGAACCCUGGCAGGCAAGGCCCGUAUGACCCUGCACUGCGCCUACCAGCCCACACAUCCUAUCAUCUGCUUCCGGAGGGUGGCCUGUCUCAUCCACCACCAGGACCCACUGUUUCUGGACCUGAUUGGGACCUGCCACUCAGACAACACCAAGCCAGUCAUCCUGAGGCCUCAGCACCUCACCUGGUACCGAACACACCUGGCUCGGGGCUUGACACUUUACUCUCCUGAUAUCCUGGCUGCCAUGCUGAAAGAGAAAAAGCUGGAACAGGAUGAGAACGGGGCCCUCAUGUUGCCCAUGGAGUCUCUCCCUGUGCAGGAUCUGCAGGAUGUGGAACUGCCAGCCACCAAGUACCCCCAGAUCCCCCCCAUGACGGAGUACUUUUUUGAUGGCACCAAGGACCUGGCCGUCUUCCCCCCGGCUGUCAGUCUAGAGCCUAUUGAUGUGGACUUUGGUGCCUGUCCUGGGCCUGAGGUCCCCAACCCUGUUCCCUUGUGCCUGAGGAACCAUACCAAAGGCAAGAUCACCGUGGUCUGGACUUGCAGAUCUGACUGCCCUUUCUGGGUGACCCCAAAUACUAGUGAUGUGCGCCCACUCAAGUCCGUAGCCCUGCGCCUGCACUUCCAGCCGCCUGCCCCCAACAGCCUCUAUGCUGUGGAGCUAGAAGCCUUCGCUGUUUAUAAGGUCCUUCAGAGCUACAGCAAUAUUGAGGAGGACUGCACAGUGGUCCCAUCCUGGUGUCUGAAGGUUCGGGCUCGAGGACACAGCUACUACCCUGCCUUAGAGCACCACAUCCCCCAAUAUUCCCUGGAUGUACCCAAGACGUUCCCAGCAGUGUCUUCUGGGGAGCCCUCUUACAGAAGCCUGCUUCUGGUCAACAAAGGCCCCAUGCUGUUGACCUUCAGCCUGGCCCCUAACAGCAGCUCGGACAUCACCCUGAGGCCCUCCUCUGGCCUCGUAGCUCCUGAGGCCCACCAGGUCUUCCUUAUCAGCACAUGCCCCAAGGGCACCUCAUGGAAGCAGCACAUUUUCUACCUGCAAUUCAACUUUUAUCCCCAGUAUCUCAAGGAGCUGAGCAUUCAGAGCAGAGAGGAGCCCCUGCAGCUGAAGCUGGACACCUGCAAAAGCAUCUUUUUCAAGCCCACUUGGGUGGGCUGUUCCUCUACCAGCGACCUCACCUUUCACAACCCCUCACGGCUGCCCCUGGAGUUCGAAUGGAGAGUCUCCCAGCAGCACCAAAAGAUGCUGGCUGUCCAGCCCUCCAAGGGCAUCAUCCAUCCCCAUGAGAAUCUUACACUGACGUGGACCUUCAGCCCUUUGGAGGAGAUCAAGUACCUGUUCCGAGUGGGGAUGUGGGUCUGGGAAGCCAGACAGCCGCAAAAGACCAAUCCCCGAGCCACCAAAUACUACAGGAUUCGGCUGGUGGGCAUGGGCGUUACCGGAUGCCUCUCUGCCAAGCCAAAGGAGCUGGACUUCGGGAACAUACUGGUGAACAGCCGGGAGGUCAAGCCUUUGGUGCUCCUGAAUGAUGGCAACUGCACCCUCUAUUACCGCCUGGUCCUGAAGCAGCACAGUCCCAAGGGCCUCAACAACGACCCCUGUGCAGCUCUAGAAUUCAACCGCUUGGAGGGGACCAUGCCGCCUCAUUCCCAGGAUACCAUCUAUCUGACUGCCUGUCCUAAGAGCCGUUCCCAGUAUUUCUGGACCAUUAGCUACUGUCUCCUGUCCCACAAAGACAGCGUGGUUGGCGAAAGGCAGGAACUGUGCCACGUCUCUCUGGAAGCUGUGUUUCCUCUACUCUCCAUCCUGGAUAUCUGCUCCAUGGGCAGUGCCGAGGGCAUCACCCGGAAGCACCUCUGGCACCUCUUCAACCUCGACGUGCUCAACAGUUACUUGACACGUGACCCCACCUUCAGCGAGCUCACCUACAAAGUGCCCACCCGGCACAGCAUGAGCCAUACGCCUCCGAUCUUCACUCCUCUGAAACUGGACUUCAAUUUUGGAGCAGCACCACUUAAUGCCCCGCCGUCAGUGGUCCUGCUGGUGCUGAAGAACAGUGGACUGGUGUCCUUGGACUGGGCCUUCCUCUUUCCAAGCGACCAGCAGCUGGACCUGGAUCUGUGGGUGGAGCAAGCAGAGCUUAACAGCGCUGAGCUCCACCAAAUGCGUGCAGAGGAUAACUGCCUCUUCUUCAUCAACCCCAAGUCAGGGAGCCUGAACCCUGGGCAGGAGCAGAUGGUAGAGUUCAAAUACAGCCACUUGUUCGUUGGCACUGACCGCCUCUCCGUGCUCUUCAAGGUGUCCCAUGGACGGGAGAUCCUGCUACACUUCAUCGGUGUGACAGUGAGGCCGGAGCAGAAAUACGUGCACUUCACCUCUACCACCCACCAGUUCAUUCCUGUCCCCAUUGGGGACACACUGCCCCCGCGCCAGAUUUACGAGCUAUACAAUGGUGGCUCGGUGCCCGUGACAUACGAGGUCCAGGUCAGCAUUCUGUCACAGGUUCAAGAGAAAAAUUUUGACCACCCUAUUUUCUGCUGCCUGAACCCCAAAGGGGAGAUCCAGCCAGGUACUACUGCUCAGACCCUGUGGAUCUUCUCACCCAUCGAGGCCAAGACCUACACUGUGGAUGUACCCAUACACAUCCUUGGAUGGAACUCAGCUGUCAUCCGCUUCCAAGGAGUGGGAUACGACCCCUGUGUCAUGGGUGACACAGCCCCCUUCCACAACAUAUCCUCGUGGGACAACAGUUCCAUAUACUCUAGGCUGAUGGUGCCUGGGCAGAAUGUCUUCCUGUCCCAGUCCCACAUCUCCCUGGGAAACAUCCCUGUGCAGAGCAAGUGUAGCCGCCUGCUCUUCCUCAACAACAUCUCUAAAAACGAAACAAUUGUCUUCACCUGGAAGCCAAGGCCCUUAGAUUUCGGAGAGGUAUCUGUGAGCCCCAUGGAAGGAGAAGUGACUCCCGAAGAGGCAGCCCCAAUCCUGGUGACCCUAAAGGCCUCAGUUCAUGCCAGCUUCUACAGUGUGGACCUGAUAUGCAAGGUCUACCGGCAGGAACUCAUGCAUCAGUACCACAAGGAGUUACAGGAGUGGCAUGAGGAGAAGGCACGGCAAGAGGUGGAGUUCACCAUCACAGACAAGAAAGUCAAGAGGAGAGCGUAUUGCACAGCCUGUGAACCUGUGAGGAAGUAUAAGACCCUGCCUCCCAUCACAAACCAACCAUCUCUCAGCCGGCCUGCCAGCUGGAACCUGAAGUUGGCAAAGGAGGAGACAUCGUGGCCAUGUCCUCAACCACCUGUACCAGGCCUGCUCUGUCUAGGCCUCACGGCGAGGGCCCAUGCCAUUGACUACUACCUGGUCAACUUCUUCUCUGAGUUUCCCUGCCACUUCCUGUACCGGGAGCUGCCAAAGAGGAAAUCCUCCAGGGAAGAGGCGAAAGCUUUUGAGGAAGAACUCCCCGAAAAGGAGGGUCCUAUCUCGAGGCAGAAGCAGCAGCUUCUGGUCGACUGUCUCACCACCAUCAUCAGGGGCCUGCUGGAAGACAAGAAUUUCCACGAGGCUGUGGACCAAAGCCUGGUGGAGCAGGUCCCUUACUUCUGCCAGUUCUGGAACGAGCAGUCGGCCAGGUUCCUGGCCCAGAAGAGCAGCUUGUACUUAACGCCCGUCCUGUCCCUUCCCUCCAGCUGCUUUGAGGAAGGAAAAGACAAAGAGCAGGGGGAGGACAAAUAUGGCUUUGGAAAGAAUGCAGGGGAAGGUGAUGAGGAUGAUGAAGAGGAAGAGGAAGAAGAGGAGGAGGCAGAAGAAGAGGAAGAGGAGGAGAGAGAAGAGGAGGAGCUGAGCAAGGAGGAGAUAGAAGAGGAGAUAGACAAGGAAGCGAAGUUGACCUGGUCAGAGAUUAAGGCCACCGCACAGCCACAGCCCUCUGAGUCCCAGCAGUCCCUGCAGUGGCAUUGGCAGCAGGAUCUGAAAAUCGUGAUCAAGGAGGAGCAAGAGAAAGAUGAGAAGGAGGCCAUUGGACGGCUACCCGCCUUUGCCAACCUGCAGGAGUCGAUACUAGAGAACAUGAUCCAGAACAUACUGGUGGAGGCAAGCCGUGGAGAAGUGGUGCUCACCUCCAGGCCCCGCAUCAUUGCCCUGCCACCAGUCAGCGUGCACAGGACAGACACCCUGCUGCCCAUGCAACCAGAAGUAAUCUGCACUGAGAUACAGCCCCCUACUGACUGUUUGCUGGUGCCAUCAUCCAGCCCCUCAUACAUGCAUGUCUAAUCCCCCCCCUUUAUCGUCCUGCUAGUAAAACAUUUAGCAACCCCUCUC
This is a messenger RNA of Peromyscus californicus insignis, 5795 nucleotides long. It is a transcript of the gene Cfap65, whose product is annotated as cilia and flagella associated protein 65. NCBI's taxonomy places the organism in Eukaryota, Metazoa, Chordata, Mammalia, Rodentia, Cricetidae. The transcript is spliced from 34 exons. The coding region runs from base 168 to 5747 and encodes 1859 amino acids. The record is from RefSeq and is a predicted model, not a curated record.